Symbiodinium natans is the source of this 5523-nucleotide messenger RNA. The record is from the annotation of a GenBank genome assembly. NCBI's taxonomy places the organism in Eukaryota, Dinophyceae, Suessiales, Symbiodiniaceae.
AUGGCCGAGAGCAAUGACAACGCAGUGGUUGCCUUGCGUGACAUCUUGGGCCACACGUUAGACGACGCUGACCUCAAGAAGCUGUUGCACAGAGCCGGCAACGAUGUCGGAGUCGCGCUGAACUUACACUAUGAUCAGUCGGCAAGAGCUGAUGCGCCAAAGCGAUCCGCACCCUCUGUGCCAAGCUUCUUUGAUAGGCGGAAGUGCCCGAAAACCGAAUCAUCCCAGGACCCGACAGCUAUUGAUGUGGUGGAAGCCAGCUCUCAACUGAAGUCUCCAAGCGUGGUCGAUGUGGCGCAUACAAAGCCAGCAAUGACAUCCACCGCCCCGCUCGCAGAGCGCAUGCGCCCAAAAGAAAUGGAUGACCUCUUGGGACAAGAGGAUGCUUUGGGAGCCGUCUUGCGACAGGCUGUGCAAGAGGAUCACUUGCCUUCUCUGAUUCUUUGGGGCCCGCCUGGCUGUGGCAAAACGUCCUUCGCACAUUGUGUGGCGGCGGCAACAAGACGAUCAUUUCGGUCGCUUUCUGCUGCCAAGGCUGGUGUGGCGGAGCUGCGCGAGGAAUUGAGUAGGGCUGCUGGCACCUUUAAGCUGCGCAAGCUGGGGACCAUCCUGUUUGUGGACGAGUUCCAUCGUUGGUCCAAGGCACAGCAGGAUGGAUUGCUACUCGACUGUGAGAAGGGCACAAUCACACUAAUUGCCGCCACGACUGAAAACCCGUCCUUCUCCAUAAACAAUGCGAUUCUGUCGCGUUGUCGCCUGGUCGUCUUUGGGAAGCUAUCCGUCGAUGCGAUUGGACAUGUCAUUGAUCGUGCUUUACGCGACGAUUUGGUGCUAGCAGGCCGUACGCUUACCUGCGAUGCACGGCUCCUUCUAGCCAACGCGGCAGAUGGUGAUGCACGUGUAGCUCUGAACUCCCUCGAGCUCGCGGCUCAAUUGGCAGAACCAGGCUCACCAAUCGAUGGUGAUACAGUUAAAGCAGCAAUCCAAAAGCGUGCUCUGUAUGAUCGCAAUGGUGACUUCCACUAUGACUUGAUAAGUGCCUUGCACAAGAGCAUGAGAGGUGGGUGUGCAGAUGCAUCACUGUACUACGCCACGCGCAUGCUCACAGCUGGUGAGGAGCCACGCUACAUCACACGUCGGCUUAUCCGAUUUGCAUCUGAGGAUGUAGGUUUGGCAGAUCCGUUGGCGCUGAGUCAGGCUGUAGCUGCCGAUCAAGCUGUCCACGCCAUUGGGAUGCCAGAAGCUGGGGUGGUGAUAGCGCAAUGCGUGAUUUAUUUGGCGCUCGCACCCAAGAGCUGUGCUGUCUACCGGGCUUAUGCAGCCGCCAAGGAGAUCUGCGACAAGGAGCCUCAUGCGCCAGUCCCACUGCACAUUCGCAACGCCCCGACGAAAAUGAUGAAGGCACUCGGCUACGGCGACGGCUACGUGUACAAUCCAUCAGCAGGGUAUACACGAGGUCGCGAACCGCCUGAACUUGCCGCCUUUUCGAUGGGUUCAGCCGGGCACCUAAGGCUUAGCCCGCUGACGAUACAUGGCAUGGAGCUCAACCUGCUUGGGGCCAUCACUGGCGUCUGCAUCGGCCGCAUGGCAGUCGAACUCCGCCAGGUGCUGCAUGGUAUCGCCUCCUCCGCUGCGGCGCUUCUUCCAGCUUCGUCCCAUGCCUGGAGCAUGAUGGAUAGGACUGCUCCCUUCGCUGCGAUGUGCUUUCACAUGUCCUCGUGUGCAGUUCUUUCACCUUAUGUUGUGGCCGGCCUGGAGGGGCUUCUGCGAGAGGCCCAGCUGCACAGGCACAUGCUCCUGCCGACAGUUGCAUCGUCGUUGUGGCAGAACUGUCAGCGGCUUCUAAAGCGGUUAGCUGCUGGCACUUCUGAUGAUGCAAUGGACAAGGCCGGUCAGUUUCUGGUGGCCGGCCAUCUUGGCCUGAGCGAUGUUUCGCUUUUCCGCAGGAUGGGGCAGAUGUCGAUGAUCAUGUUACCAUACGCUCUAGACCAGCCUGCCUGCGACAUGACCGCAGACCAGGAUGCUGUGCCUCACCCAGAGCGGGGAGGCGACAUGGAUGCCCUUGGCAGCUUUACAGCUCGGGCUGUGGAUGCUUUGGCCAGGGAAGGCUAUUGCGUUAUCCAGCUUCCUUUGAGUGAGGAACAGGCCGAGGAAGCACAAGUGGAGGUGACUUGUGGAAGGUACAGAUGGAAGCGGCUCCGCAGGGAGUUCGAACCCUCUUACUUGGGCAGACAUCAGAAGUGCAAGACGGCUUGGCUGGAGGAGAUGGUCGAAGAGAAGCAAGAGAUGGACAGUCCUGUUGACCUCCUCGACCUGUAUCUUGCUCGUUUCACGCAAUUUCUCUUGCCUGUGGCACCCUUUGCUCUGGAUUUCAUGCCGCACAGCCGGACCAGUGGCAUGCUGCGCGUUCCAGCUUCCUCGGAGGGUGCGGGUGUCGCUGAGACUGUUAGCGAUGAAGACAUUGCAAAGGGCCUUGUCGAUGAGCAUGUAGACUUCCUGAAGCGUCGAAAGCUCUGCAUGUUUCUGAUGGCGCACGGCAGCGGUGGCGAGCUGUCGCUCUACCCAAAGGACGGUACUCAAAUUGUCCUAGCAGCACAAGCAGGUCGGCUGGUCGUGUUUCGGCAUGAUCGAAUCAGCUACGCUUAUCGACCAGACUCCGAGGAUGACCUAGUCUUGCAAGCUUGGGUGUUGACAGCACCACCUCAAUUCCAAUUCGGAGAAGUGGACGGUGAUCAGAAGGCGAAAGACGAGCUUUACGGGCUCGUGUCAGGACCAAACACCCCCGAAGGUCGACGUGUUUGCGUCUAUGGUGUUGGGCUCUCACUCCCUGCCGCUGCCUUCGAGAAGCUGAACAGCUAUUGGUGUGCAGUCGCAUCGGGAACGGAUGGAUACAUCUAUGCUCCCAUCGAUAGGUUUGACAUUGAGCAAUACACAAGAACGGGCGAUGAAUGGCAGAUUGGUUUCACAUACACGGUGCAUGGGGGCUUCUGCAAAGACAUUUUUUCCUUCGACAAUGACUUCUUCAACGUUACCGAGGAGGAAGCUUACAUGCUGGCUCCCGCGGCCAGGCAGCUUCUGGAGAGGAGCUACGAGGCGUUGUUCAACACCGGCUUGCGGAAGAAGGAUGUCAGGGGGAAGCGCGUCGGAGUUUACAUAGGACACAGCGGCGAUGACUUCUCUAUUGAUCCCAGGUUUACAGUGGGCGGCUCGGAUGCUCACCGCUACGGGUACCAAGCCCGGAAGUGGUCCAACAUAGCAGGCCGAAUCUGCUACAACUUGGGCCUUCAGGGACCCCAGGCCUUGCUUGAUACAGCAUGCUCCUCGGCGCUUGUGGCUUACGGCGUCGGACAUACCGCCUUGAGGCAGGUCACAGCGCAGCAGACUCGGGCCGGUCAGGACUCCGGUAUCACCGAAGCACUGAUGGGUGGUGCAAAUCUGAUCCCAGGCCCGGGGAACUACAUCAAUUUAUGUGGUCCGCACAUGCUGUCCAUAAGUGGCCGGUGCUUCACCUUUGACAUGUCUGCGGACGGCUUCGAACGUGGUGAAGGCUCAUCCUGCUUCUUUGCUCGUAGCGAAGAGCGGGUCACGCGCGAAGCCAUAGCCACGGUCAUUGGUGCUUGCUUAAACCAAGACGGAAGAAGUGCCAGCAUGACUGCCCCAAAUGGGCCGUCUCAGCAGGAAUGUGUGCGUGGGUCCAUGAAAGAGGCGGGGCUGACAGCCAACCAGAUUACCUGCUCCGAGCUUCACGGGACAGGCACAGCGUUGGGAGAUCCCAUUGAAGUAGGCGCCUUGCGGGGAGUCAUGCAGGACAGAAAAGCCCCCAUCAUGCAGACGAGCGCCAAGAGCCACAUCGGCCAUCUCGAAGCCAACGCUGGACAAGCUGGCAUUAUCAAGUGCAUGCUGAUGUGCAACUCCUGUGCCGGGACCCCCAACUGUCACCUGUACAUACUGAACCCGCACUUGGAUGUGAAUGGGUACCCUACUGUAUUCAACACGGAGCUUGCAGAGUAUGGCAACCAGUCUGGCUACUCGGGUGUUUCCUCGUUUGGCUUCGGUGGGGCUAAUGCCCGUGCUGACGUCUAUGCCGUGGCAAGCAGAGGUCCUAGAAAGCCAGGAAAAGUCAACUUAGAGAAGGUGGACUAUGUGGUCGUGAGCUGUCCCUUCGACGAAGGCCCUAUGCACUAUGUGGAUGGGAAGGAAGUUCCGACAUCGGGUUCCAGGAUCGCGAGAAACAGGGGCAGAUAUCGCUGUGACAACAUUCGGGAUGAGUUUGACCAGUAUGAUUACAACAGUAGCUUGUAUGACGGCAAGUUCCAAAUGAGCCCUCCCGAAGAGAUGGCAGGGGACAGGCCAGACAGUGGGAUCGGUAUAGUCGGCUCCUGGGACUGCUUCAAACAGACAACGGAGAUGACGCCCAGCACAGACGGCGAUAGCUGGAGUUGCAUGGUGGUCCUAGGAGAGACCCGCUAUGAAAGAUUUCAGCUUUGCCUCAUGAAAAACCCUGAGUUGGCGAUUUAUCCCUAUGUCAACAAUGGUUCCAUGACCACGCGGGUUGUGGGACCGCAUGGCGAGGGCAAAGGAAAGUUCUGGAUGAUGGAUGGGCGCGAUGACGAGAUUCCCGCCGGGACUCACUUCCGCAUCACGCUUCAGUGGGGCCUCCGGCUUCGGGUGCACUGGCAGCGUGCCGACACCAUGCUCACCGGUGGUGGCGUUUCGGUUCCCAAGCUCCUCGGGGCCAAGUCUCGCCACCGGUAUUUUGUGGUUGGCUCCUGGACAUCCUGGAACUGCUUGGAGAUGCAGAGCUCCGGUGCAAAAGAGGGCAGCUUUGAGGCCACGGUCCGCAUCGGCAUGUCACGCUCGGAGUCCUUCUACUUCGUGCGGGAUCAGGACCAGGAGCAGCUCAUCUAUCCUGCCAAGCCUGCCUUGGACUCUGGAGCAGCCGAGAUUCCAGUGCGUGGGCCAGAUGCACUUGGCAACUCCAAGUGUUGGAGGAUCACGGGAAAGUAUGGGGAGUCCGUGAGGAUCCGGCUGGAGAUUGUUGAUGCCCUUGUCAAGGUCAGCGUUGCGAGCCUGAUAAGACCCGACUCUGGAUGGAUCGCCAGCGGGGUGACCGGUCCGGCGCGCCACAGCUAUUGGGUGUUGGGCAGCUUUAACGACUGGACGCCAGAACAGAUGCUUCCAGGGGAGAGGCCAGGGACAUUUGUGCUGCGAGGAGAGGCCAAGUGCUCCCGACAGCAAGACCAGCGCUUCACAAUCAUGGUGGAUGAAGAUCCAGACUUGGUUCUGUAUCCAGAUGCUGCAGGAAGCGUUCCUCCUGGCCUUACAAUCGUCAAAGGACCUGGCCGGGUGGAGGAUGACAGAGACUUCCUGUUAAACUGUCUGAAGGAUGGCACGGAUUUUGAAAUCGUCCUCGACUUCAACGCUCAGGACAAGCGAAAGAUUGUCGAUGUCCGAUGGAUCACUCCUCCUGUGGAUGAAGGCAGCAUGAAGGCCACAUUCCUCCGCUUCUUCGGCUCUCGGUGA